AUGCGUUCAAUUUUGGAUCAGCAAAGCAUUAUCCAAUUUCGCCAGUACGCUCAAGAACAGCACCCAAAAGACAUCGCUAAGCAGGAGGAACUUAUUCAGCAGAUGCAAGACCAGUACUUCACUUACUACAUGGAAAAUGUCCAGCGAUCACAAAUGCUGAAUCAGCAGAGACAGAUUGAACAGCUUCUAGACGUGCGAGAGGCGGCUCGUGCAAGUGCAGACACUGAUGCUGACGGGGAGGAUGAAAUGUUAGGCGAACCGAUUCCUCUUCCCCUUGUCCCCGCGAGCAUGUGGACGCGUAAGGACAUCGCGGAAUUCAAAAAGGAUAUUUUAGCCAAUCAGCGCGAAUGCUGUGUCAAGAUAUCCUCUUUAGCCUCAGCUACACUUCGUGUUCCAACCAUCGAGGACGGGACAGGCAUCUUUUGGGAGUUCGCGACAGACUCCUACGACCUGGGCUUCGGUCUCUUCUUCGAAUGGGACCUCACGCCGCAGGAGAACAUCACGAUGACUAUCUCGGAGUCGAGUGACGAAGAAGACGACGAAGAGGUUGCCGGCGAAGAAGGCGUGGAAGCGGACGCCUCAAACCAACGGCACCCUCGCAGCAGCCCGACGCUUCGACAUUCGGGCGAGGCGUCAGAAGCGGACGUUGAAAGCGGCGGUGGAGGCGGAGGCAACAGAAGGAAGCUCCUGAAUGCGCCUCCCACGGAUGAGUUGGUUCCCGUCUACCGUCGCGACUGUCACCUGGAGGUCUACUGCGGCAGCCACCAGUACCCUGGUUGUGGUGUCUACGUCUUCAAGUUCGACAACUCGUUCUCCCUGUGGCGCUCAAAGUGGCUCUACUACCGCAUCCGCUACGCCAAGUGA
Molecule: messenger RNA, 864 nt
Organism: Mesocestoides corti
Lineage: Eukaryota; Metazoa; Platyhelminthes; Cestoda; Cyclophyllidea; Mesocestoididae
Source: the annotation of a GenBank genome assembly